Molecule: messenger RNA, 1398 nt
Organism: Theileria equi strain WA
Lineage: Eukaryota; Apicomplexa; Aconoidasida; Piroplasmida; Theileriidae
Exons: 1
Coding region: 1-1398 (465 amino acids)
Source: RefSeq, a predicted model, not a curated record
AUGCUUGAACAAACAAAAACUCCUGACAAAUGGAAGCAAUCUUCCAUGCUUAUGGCGGGACUUUCACUCUUUCAGUCGCUUCGAGUAGCCUUAACCGCUGCACGUUUCGCUGCAAAGAGGUUUAAUAUACCUAAAGCAAAUGUCGAUAUAUUUAUAAGCAGAAUUCAUACCUCCAUGGAGGUAUCGUGUUUUCUUGGGGUAUUAUUAAUGACCUUGUACAUCAUAUUGGUGCCUCGAAAAUAUUCCAAGUAUAAUAACUUUAUAUCAGUAAUGACGAAUUGGUUGUUGUUUUUCGUUUAUUCUGGUUUAUUAUAUGCAUAUGCAUCUAAUAGAACUGAGGGUAAGCUCACAUUAUACUACUGGCUCUUAGUUGUAUCCGGGUUCUCAUUUGGAUUGAAUCAGGCUAUAGUUGUGAGUGUUGGAGUUUCCUAUGUUGCAUUUUUCACAGCGGCGAUUCCAAUAAGUGGCAUAGAAGUUUCCAUCUACCAUAUGAUAUUUUUUUAUAUCGCAAGAAGGAUUGGGAAUGUUGAUGUGAAUUAUUGGAUUGUCGUAAUUCAGAUAAUGAUCGCUAUGGCAAUAUCCGGUAUUGGAGCUAUUUUAUGGUCGUAUGGAUUUUAUAAGAGGUAUAAUGGUGAAUUAUAUGAACGAAAAAGGAGCAUUUUUCGAUCUAUGAAGCAAGCUUUGUCACCAAUCUUAAUGAGCUCAUUGGCUAUGGGUCUAGUCUUUUUAGUUUUCCCUGCUAUUUCCCCUUACAAAUUAGCUGAACCAAGGAUUGCUCAUAGAAUAGAUUUAUUAAUUUUAUUUACACUGGCUAUACCCACGCUAAUAAACUGUUAUUUAUGUUAUCUAAAUAUCGGCCCCAAUGUUCAAUGGAAAGUGUAUAAGGGAUGGCAUUUCUGUUGGAUAUUUUUGAUCCCUUACAUCUUCUCCAUAACAUGUUUUUUCAUCUCUCUGCAUUAUCAAGACUUGUUUAUAUCUGUAUGUAUAAGAAAUAACCCAUUUGUACUCGCAGUCUUGUGUUUUGUAUUUGCAUUUAGUCACAGCUCUCUAAAAGCAGUUGGUUACACAGGUGCAGGAAUGCAAGAAUUGACUAAGAAUGGCAACGUUUCCGCUAUGAAUUUGUUAUUUGCACACUCUUUCUUGGUGAUAUUUACACUCCUUGGCGAUGGAUAUAUAAAAACUUUCAAGAAAUAUGAGAGAGAUCCGGAAAAUUGGCCCACCAAGGAGUUUGGAUUCUGGAGAUCACUAUGGUUUUGGAUACGUAGAUCUUGUUCCGGCGCAUUUAAGAACUUUAAAGCAUCUUUUACAUUAGAUAUAGGCACACAACUGCGGGAUAGGGUGAGGGACAUUCAAGAGCUACAGAGCAACCAAAGAAUAUUAACUAUUUCUCAGCGCUAA